Messenger RNA from Vitrella brassicaformis, 1530 nucleotides. NCBI's taxonomy places the organism in Eukaryota, Vitrellaceae. The record is from the annotation of a GenBank genome assembly.
AUGGCCAUGCCCACCCUCGCCAGCACCGAGAGUGUGUUGGAGGGAUGGGCUGUAAACCCAAUGCUGCCUCAAGGUACACUUGAUGAAAACCCCGAUCUGUCCACAAGUUUGGGUGUACACGAGUAGGUCUACGCAUCAGCGAUCGUGGCAUCAUUGAGGGCACCCCCGGCAUAGCGGCGCCCCUGCGGACGUACGUAUCUGUGCAGGCAGCCGGGGAAACACCGAUGGACAGCCAUGUGUCUGUGUGUGUGUGUGUGUCUCUUAGGUACACUGUGUCCGCAUACAACACUGAGGGCUCCACCAACACAAGCGUGUCUCUCUUCGUCGGAUGCCCUGCUGGUAUGUAUCCCUGCACCACACAUACGCAUACAUCCUCGCAAGCGCAUUUGUGUGUUCGAUGGUGUGUUUGGUGCAGGGAUGCGUGUGUCGGUCAGCGGCACAUCGUGUGUGCCCUGCCCUCGCGGUGAAUACAGACUGCAGACGAGCAGCGACCUCGACGGUGCCCACACCGCCACACCGCAAACACACUAGUCGAGCACACCCCAUUGCAUGGCAUGGCAUGGAUGUACAGGUCUAUACAACUGCACGCCGUGUGCGGCUAACCGCUCGACAGAGACGGAAGGCGCGCAAUCACAGAGAGAGGUCGGUGUCUUGGAGACAUGUGUAUGCGUCGAGUCGUUUGGCAUUUCUGUGUGUGUAUUUCCCCUCCCACUGAAAUGCAGUGCAAGUGUGACGCGGGGUACCAGCUGCUGACGGACGAUCGGUGUGAGAUGUGCCCAAAGGUACAUCGCACACCCAGAUAUCAGCCUCAAUACACACACAUACACAUGUCUGCAGGGCUUGUACAAGUCCUCUGUGAGCGACAGCGCCUGUGGCUCAUGCGGCGCAUUCAGGUAGCCAUCCGCCCACCCGCCCACAUGGAGACGGACACACAGGGCGUUCAUCUUCUGUCUCCCUCACUGUGUGUUCAUUUAGGACGACACACGCACCUGGCGCGUCGAGCGAGUCGAUGUGCGUAUGUGUGAGCGGAUAUUUCUUCGAUAAAGACGGCAACAACGACACAUGCAUCAGGUGGACACACAUCUGCAUACACACUCCCGGAAUCAAGCGGCGUUCUCUUUCCAUGUGAAUGCACAGGUGCACCCCCGGCUUCUACUGCCCUGAGGGCGACGACCGUCUGCGUUGUCCCACCAACAUGACGAUCAAGAGCGCUGGGGCGCGGGGGCGGGACGAAUGUGUGAGGGAUGCACAGAGAGACAGAGUUUAUUCCACACACAUAGAGAUGCGGCAUGUAUCAAAUCAAAUCUGUCUAUGUGUAUGCAGGUGUGCGCGAAAGGGUACGCCAUCGACACCCACACAGACACAGACACAGACACGGACGCAUGCACGCCGUGUCCAGUCGGCUUCUACAAGACACAAGCUGGUGUGCACAGCCCCCUCUCCCCCCCUCUGUCGACCAACUCAUGCGGGCGUGUAUCUGUCUCUGUGUGGCUCUCCAGGCAACACGAGCUGUACGCCGUGCACGAGUGA